GUGAUUUAUUUCAAGAUGGCAUAUCAAGCACCCGUACAUUUAGUUCCGACAUCCCCACAUUUAAAUGUUACAUCCUUGGUGUAGUUGAGCGGUGGAGAAAAUAACGAUAAUACUCCCUCUUACGGAGGCGUUUGGAGACAGUGACGCAAGCAAGUCAGCAUUUUAAUUGAUCGGUAGGAUGCCUUUGAAGUGAGUCAUUUGUUAAAGCGAUACACGAAACGGGAAGAACCACGUAAAGCAAGAUUUCAAGAAUAAGAGUUCGGAGUGGACUUCGCAUACUCAACAGCAGCAACAAGCGCUGGCGUCAGGGCUAACAGAAACAGGAGGUCGGACCGGUGCUGAAUGAUCCCACACCGCGACGCAGGAUCACGCCCGUAUCUGUACCGCGUCGCCGCUUCGCAGUCGCUUCUCCGGGUGAACCCUGGUCCUCCAGCGGCAGCAUUGAAACUGUUACCUCUAACUUCACCUACCAGCCCAGACCUCCAAUGGAUGGUCCAGCCCACGGUCAUCACCACCAUGCCCAGUCCCAGGCACAGAAUGCAUCUCUACGACCAGCCUGGUCCGUUGGGACACACCCGGCCUGGUGUCAUUUGCUCCGUUGGUGUCACUCGUGGGCGGUGCAAACGGGAAGAGCAGCUCACCCCAGAAGAAGAAGAGAAGAGGCGACUAAGACGUGAAAGGAACAAGAUGGCGGCUGCAAAGUGCCGCAGUCGCAGGAAAGAGCUGACUGAUCAACUCCAGGGGGAGACGGAGAAGCUGGAGGAAGAGAAAGCCGGACUUCAGAAAGAGAUCGAGACCUUGCAGAUGGAAAGGGACAAGCUGGAGCUGGUGCUUGUGUCACACAGGUCAAUCUGUCAGCUCCCCAGUGAUGACCAUCCUCAGGAAGAGCUAUCCGGUGCACUGCCAGCAAGCCGCACUUCGAAAGCAGUAGCGGUGAAGCAGGAACCCUUGGAUCUCUAUGACCAUAGGGCAUUAUCCCAUAAGCACCAGCUCUCUGUCAUCAAGCCCACAUCCACAGAAGGGAGAGUGAUCCGGGUGUGUUCCCCUGACAGGAGCAAUUUGCAUAGCCCUGCUGUAGUUUCUUCUACUCCAGCUCUCACAGCAGCAGAGCCCAGCUCUGCAUUUGCCUGCCCUGGUCUACCAGAGCAGGACAGCUCCUGGCCUGGUUCGGAGGCCUGCUCUAGGCAUCCCAGCAUGCAGCAGACUCUGGACUCCCUUCGCCCUCCUUCCUUCAUGCCUCUCUGACCUCAUCGAGGAUGCAGAAUUGAUACCCAUAGGCACCCAUUCUUGAUUUUUUUUUUCUUUGAAUAAAAUAUUGUCAUCUACCUAAUAUAAAAUGUAUUUAAUAAGUAAUUGUUUCUACAUCUGAUGUGCAAUAUUAAAUAUUGGAUACACCAAUUUAAAGGCU
Paramormyrops kingsleyae is the source of this 1408-nucleotide messenger RNA. Its product is annotated as fos-related antigen 2-like. Gene Ontology annotation, biological process: regulation of transcription by RNA polymerase II. The record is from RefSeq and is a predicted model, not a curated record. NCBI's taxonomy places the organism in Eukaryota, Metazoa, Chordata, Actinopteri, Osteoglossiformes, Mormyridae. Gene Ontology annotation, cellular component: nucleus. Gene Ontology annotation, molecular function: DNA-binding transcription factor activity, RNA polymerase II-specific; RNA polymerase II cis-regulatory region sequence-specific DNA binding.